This is a messenger RNA of Ostreobium quekettii, 2082 nucleotides long. The record is from the annotation of a GenBank genome assembly. Lineage: Eukaryota; Viridiplantae; Chlorophyta; Ulvophyceae; Bryopsidales; Ostreobiaceae.
AUGUUCUGCGUGACGGGGUCGACCUACGCCGUCGGCGGUGGCGGUGCCGAGGGGGGCAGGCGGGAUGCCCCUGGGCCGAAGGUCUUCACGUGGCGCACGAAUUUGACCAAGGGGGAGGAGACGAUCGUGAUCGAGCCGUCGGAGGUGGUGGGCGAGGCGGAGGAGCGGGGCGUGGGCGCGCCGGAGUUCGUCUGCGCGGUGGUGGCCCUCGGGGGGCCGAAGUUUAACACCGAAUUCGAGGUGGACCUGGGGUACGAGUACGACACGGCGAUGCUGGUGGGCGAGGAGCGGGAGCUGAUGCGGGAGGUGUACCUGGCGUGCUGCGGCGGGCCGGAGGACUGCGAGAAGUGGCCGCACCAGGUGUCGCACUUCCCGUCCCAGGCGUUCGACGACGAUGACGGGGAGGGGGCCGGACGGGGGGACGUGGAGCUGGACGGGGUGAUACUUGACUUCUGCCACGUCCGCGGCUGCGAGUGCAACUCGGAGGGGCGGCUCAAGGUGCUGGACCUGGACUACUACGGCCUCAAGUGCCCGUUCCCGCACCAGUUCGGCCUCCUGGAGGGCCUGUCGGACCUCCACCUGACGGGCAACAUCCUCGAGGGCGAUCUGCAGGAGGCGCUGGCCACCCUGGUGCCCCUGCGCCGCCUGCGCAACCUUUCCCUCAAGCGCAACAGCAUGCAGGGCAGCAUGGACGGCGAGGACGACCCUGAGCAGGAGGCCAACGCCUUCUGCAGGCUGGCCUCCAAGCUGGACUCGCUGAGCUUGGAGGGCAACGUGAUCGGCGGCACCCUGCCCCCCUGCGCUCUGGACGGAUCGCUCACACACCUCGUGGUGUCCAACAACCUAAUCACCGGCAGCCUGCCACCGGUCAGUCGCACGGACAGCCCACUAGCGCUGUUCGGGGCCAGCGACAACGGCCUCACGGGGACCAUUCCUGAGUCCUUUGGAAGCUUGAGCAUGCUGAGGCACCUGGAGCUGUCCAACAACGAGAUCACCGGCAGCCUGCCGCCCUCCCUGGUCGCCCUGCCCAGGCUGCGCUUCCUGCUGCUGGCAAGCAACGUGCUGGGCGGGGGCAUCCCGGAUGGGAUAGCGGAGUCAGGCAGCCUGCAGAAGAUCUGGCUGAACGACAACCAGUUCGGCGCCCUGCCCGACCGCUGGCUGCACAGCCAGGGGUCGGGGGCGCUCUCGGUCCUGGACAUAUCCGAGAACGCGAUUGCAGGCACAUUCCCCCUGGGGCUGAGCCGAAGUCCCAAUUUGACAACGGUGCAGAUCAACAACAACGCCCUGUUCGGGUCUCUGCCACCUGUGGAGGGGCUGUUUCCCAAAACCACCAGAAUCGAGUUCAAAGGCAACCAGUUUUCAGGCUCCAUUCCUGACGAGUGGGGCACCCUGGGCUUGUUCCAAGCGGGCUCAGCACAAGACGUGCUGCCUCCCGUCCCUGUCCUCGAUCUAUCAGACAACGAGCUCACCGGCUCGAUACCGGCAUUCCUGGAUCCCCAGGCCCCCCACUUCCCGAGCCGGCUGCGGGUGUACCUGGCAGGGAACAAUCUGAACUGUGGAGACAAGGAGCGAAUACAAGGGGACAAGGUGUUUGGGGUCGAAUGUGCAGAAGUAGCGCUGUUGGGCAGCAGCGGCGGCAGCGGCGACAACAGCAACGACAGGACGGCGCACAUCGCGGCCGCCGUCGGCCUCCCGGUCCUUGCGGCCGUUGCGAUUUUCCUCAUGUUCUUUGUGCGGAGGUCGACUGAGCCCCCUCCAGCGCCAGAGAUGACCGAGAUGCCUGCCGUCAACGAGCAUGUCAAGGAAUGGGGUGUGCCUGGCAGCGCUGGGAAGGUGUCUGCGAGAGCGACCGAGAGGAUGGAGCACUGGAACUCUGGGUAUUCGGGAUAUUCGGCGCAUUCUGGCCCCUCAGGGCCGCCUCGGCCUCCAGGGCGCUCUCGGCGACCGCCCACCGUGUAUGUGGACUCGGGCUACUCGGGACACAUGGAUUCGGGAUACACGGGGCAUUUGGACUCUGGGUACUCAGGCCACUCAGGCCACUCCGGGCUUAUGGACUCUGGGUACUCCCGGCGCUCGCGCUGA